AUGGUGAAGGAGCGCCUCGAAAUCAUCGAGACUGAUGAGGCCGGCAAUGUGACUGCAACUUACGUUCAAUCGUCCACCGACCGCGAGGGCAUAAGUAGGAUUGAUUCAAUUUCUCCCAAAACAGUCAAAUCGACAUGGCAAAAGACGCUGGACGUCUUUUUACCCGCUGGCUAUCCUCACAGUGUGACGAGUGAUUAUACGGAAUAUCAGAUAUAUGAUUCUGUCCAAGCCUUCUCCAGCAGCAUUGCCGGCCUCCUCUCCUCCCGCGCCGUCCUCUCCAGCGUAGGCGUAGGAGACGCCACCGCCUCGCCCACCGCCGCCCUCUUCCUCUCCAUCUUCCAGGAAUCCGUCGGCCGCAUCGCCACCAUCCUCUUCGCCCAUCGCCUCGGCACCGCCUUUGAGCCGGAAUGCAAAAUGUAUCGCUUGCUGGCGGACAUCCUCAACGACAUUGCGUUCGUUCUCGACUGUCUUUCGCCUGUGCUUCCUAAACCCCUGCGGAUUGCGGUCUUGAGCUUCAGCAGUGUUCUCCGAGCGCUGUGUGGUGUUGCUGCGGGCUCGGCAAAGGCGAGUCUCAGUGCGCAUUUUGCUCGCUGGGGCAAUUUGGGGGAGUUGAAUGCAAAGGAUUCCAGCCAGGAGACUGUCAUUUCUCUCCUGGGUAUGCUGGUAGGUACGCUGGUUGUUUCGAGAAUUUCUACGCCGACUGCGACUUGGACCACGCUCAUUAUCCUCCUGGCGGUGCAUCUGGAGACGAAUCGAAGGGCUGUGCGGGCGGUAGUGAUGAAAACGUUGAAUCGGCAGCGGGCUACGCUCGUUUACCAUCACUUGAAGCAAGGGAAGGUUCCCACGCCGGAGACGAUUGCAAAUGAGGAGAUCAUCUUUGAGCGGGACGGUGUGCUCAGGCAUGCAGACGGGCGGCUACUCGGGCAUUGUGUUGUUGGAGCGUCAAUGUCGCAACUGUUGAGCGGCAUCGCCCAGGAGACCGCCCGCACAGGAUCAAGCAAGGUGGACACCAACACCCUGUCGCAGCUACUUCAUCUCUUUCGGCACGAAAAGUACCUACUUUGGUACACUGUGACUGGUAGACGGGUGCACGUGAUUAUCAUUAUCAAAAAGGACGCUGUCGUUGCCGACAUCAUCACUGCCUGGUGGCAAGCGCUCGCGGUGGCCGAGGAAGUGGCAAAGCCCGGCGCUGAGACGGACAGACUCGAUCUUCUACAACGAUCGAUCAAGACUGCAGUGACAUGCCGCUCCACGUACGAAGAUGGGCUGCGACUGGAGGGAUGGGAUCUGACUACCUCUGCUUUGGAGACAACUUCUAACACCCGAGUGAAGAUGGAAUGA
Neohortaea acidophila is the source of this 1341-nucleotide messenger RNA. Its product is annotated as vitamin B6 photo-protection and homoeostasis-domain-containing protein. The transcript has 4 exons. Bases 1 to 1341 code for a protein of 446 amino acids. Lineage: Eukaryota; Fungi; Ascomycota; Dothideomycetes; Mycosphaerellales; Teratosphaeriaceae. The record is from RefSeq and is a predicted model, not a curated record.